Dunckerocampus dactyliophorus (ringed pipefish) is the source of this 3470-nucleotide messenger RNA. It is a transcript of the gene ythdf2, whose product is annotated as YTH N6-methyladenosine RNA binding protein F2. Gene Ontology annotation, cellular component: cytoplasm. The record is from RefSeq and is a predicted model, not a curated record. Gene Ontology annotation, biological process: mRNA destabilization. Gene Ontology annotation, molecular function: N6-methyladenosine-containing RNA reader activity; mRNA binding. The transcript has 6 exons. Bases 191 to 2101 code for a protein of 636 amino acids. NCBI's taxonomy places the organism in Eukaryota, Metazoa, Chordata, Actinopteri, Syngnathiformes, Syngnathidae.
GCUGACGAGGCCGCCCAGCCAUGUUGAGAAGUCUGUCAAGCAAAGUGCAGCCCGCCAUUGUGUAGACAACCAGGCUCUGUAGGCAGAUAGGGGCGCUUGACUGAAAUCUUCCACUCGCUAUACCAGUUCACCACCCUGCCGCGUUUAAUUUAGCUGUAAAUACGUUUACGCAGUCUGCCGGGGGAAAGACAUGUCAGCCAGCAGCCUUCUCGAACAGAGACCGAAAGGCCAAGGAAAUAAAGUGCAAAACGGAGCUGUGACCCAAAAGGAUUCUUUGAAUGACGAUGAGUUCGAGCCUUAUCUGAAUACUCAGGCCAGACAGAGCAAUGCCUAUACGGCCAUGUCGGACUCCUACAUGCCCAGCUACUACAGCCCCUCCAUAGGAUUUUCCUACUCCCUCAACGAGGCAGCAUGGUCCACAGGCGGGGACCCUCCUAUGUCUUACCUGGCCUCUUAUGGACAGCUGAGCAACGGGGAGCCCCACUACCUCCCGGAUGCCAUGUUUGGCCAGCCAGGCCCCUUGGGGAGCAACCCCUUCCUGGGACAGCACGGCUUCAACUUCUUCCCGAGCGGCAUCGACUUCUCGGCGUGGGGGAAUAGCAGUUCUCAGGGACAGUCAGGGACGCCGCAGAGCUCUGGCUACAGCAGCAGCUAUGCCUAUGCUCCCAGCUCACUCGGAGGGGCCAUGAUUGAUGGACAGUCCCCUUUUGCGCCUGCUACCAAUGAACCCCUAAACAAGGCUCCUGGUAUGAACAGCCUCGACCAGGGCAUGGCCGGGUUAAAGAUUGGGGGUGCCGCUCCUGGUGGUAACGGGGACAUGGCUCCUAAGGUGGUUGGUUCUGGCUUACCUGGAGGGGGUCCUCUUGGCCCAGUGUCAUCUGUAGGACCCCCAAGCAUGCCCCCUGUUUCGAUUGCACCCGCCAAGCCUGCCUCCUGGGCAGACAUUGCCAGCAAGCCAGCCAAGCCUCAACCCAAGCUGAAAACCAAGGGGGGCAUGGCCGGGGCCAAUUUGCCUCCUCCGCCCAUUAAACACAACAUGGACAUCGGCACUUGGGACAACAAGGGUACCAUGCCCAAAGCUGUAACGCCUCAGCAGGUGCCCCCGAUUCCCAGUAAUGGGCAACCACCCAAUCAGGCUUCCCCCCAGCCUGGAUCUAUGGCGGCAGGAAACCCACAGAUGCCCCUCAGCAACGGACAGCUGGUAGCCCCCGUUUCCCAGCUGGGGCAGCAUCAACUCCCACCUGGCGGGCAGCCUGGUAUGGCUCAAAUGCCCCAGCAGCCUCUUUCCCAGGGCCCCCCACCUCCCCCAAGUCAGCAGCAGCAGGCUGCUCAGCCCACUCGUUGGGUGCCUCCACGGAACCGGGCAAAUGGAUUCGGGGAUGCCGGUGGGACUGGUACGGGUCAGUCGCCUCCCUCCUCCUCCGGGGUGGGCAUAGUUCCUGGAGUCCCCUCUGAGCCUCACCCAGUCUUAGAAAAGUUGCGGAUGGUCAACAACUACAACCCCAAGGACUUUGACUGGAACCCCAAGCAGGGCCGGGUGUUCAUCAUCAAGAGCUACUCAGAGGACGACAUCCACCGCUCCAUCAAGUACAACAUUUGGUGCAGCACGGAGCACGGCAACAAGAGGCUGGACGGCGCCUACCGCUCGCUGUGCGCCAAGGGGCCACUCUACCUCCUGUUCAGCGUCAACGGAAGCGGACACUUCUGUGGUGUGGCGGAGAUGCGCUCGCCCGUGGACUACAACACGUCUGCCGGCGUGUGGUCGCAGGACAAGUGGAAGGGGCGUUUUGACGUGCGCUGGAUCUUUGUAAAAGACGUUCCCAACAGUCAGCUGAGACACAUCCGACUGGAGAACAACGAAAACAAGCCAGUGACCAACUCUCGGGACACACAGGAGGUGCCUCUGGACAAGGCCCGGCAGGUGCUCAAGAUCAUCGCUGGAUAUAAACACACCACCUCCAUCUUUGACGACUUUUCACACUACGAGAAGCGCCAGGAAGAGGAGGAGUGUGUGAAAAAGGUGGAGGUCCAAGGCAGCGAGCCAUAUCCCAGCAACAGGAGUCAUUACAGGCUGCAGGAUCGCCAAGGACGAAUCAAGUAACAGUUGGUGCUUUUGUCAAAAGACUGCAAAGGCCCCCACCACCUCCCUCUCCCUUUUGCCCUGCCCUGCCCCCCACCCCACCCACCCAUUUGCAUCAAUACAUCUGCAUCUCUCUAAGAAAUUCUAAAACGGGGUGAAGAAUUAACCAAGGACAAGAGAAGAGGGGGAAAAAACACAAAUGAAGACUUCCUUGAUUUCUUUUGACUUUGAAGACUUCGAACUUGUAGUAAUAAAAAAAAAGAAGAAACAAUUAUUCCUAGGACUACAACUUAACGCAUAGCAUCCUUAGCUGAGCUUUUUUUUUUUUUUUUUUUUUUUGCCCCACCCCAUUCCACUGCGUAUGCUUCCCCUUCAUUUUUUUUAAAGCAAAAGGAUCAUCCUGGUCUUUUUUUUUUUUUUUUUUUUUUUUUUUUAAUCAAAGAGCAAGUCUGUAAUUGUCACAAGAACUCACAUAGAUGUUCAUGUUAAUGGUGUCCUAAUGUCAGAAAUGGGCUGCCGCUCCCACUUUCUGUGUGCACCAUGCCUUCUGAGGACAACCUGGACACAGCGGCUCUUUAUUAAAAGACGACACUAUGUUCCAGAACCAUGUUCUUAAAUAUCGGCCAUGUUUUUUUGUUUGUUUUUUGUGUCCUUUCUCUCUUUCUCUCACUCUCUCUUUCUCUCUGAGAAGCCCGCUAUUUUGGUUUUGCAUGUGUUGGAUGGUUCGUGGGGGGACGUGCGGAGGAUCUCACAAAGGAAGCGUAAGAAGAAGCAAAAAAGGGUUCAAGAGUAAGAAAGAAUUAAGUUGAGCCUUGCUGUCGGUAUCAUUUUUAUGGGGCCCGUCUAACUCGCAGUCUUCAUUGGAGUUCAUUUACCCCACCUUGUUCCUUUCUCUUGGACACAUUAUUCAUUGUUGAAAUGGACUGCUUUCAUUUUGUUUUGUUUUUCUUUCGCCCUUUUCUAACGACAGUGAUGCGAGUGGCCUUGCCCGCCGCUCUUUCUAUUAAUCGGUUCAAAAGUUCCAAAUAAAUGUGGUAUAUUAAGCAGAGAUGGUGUGCAUUCCCCUUGUUUCACUUUGUCACACAUUUGUAAUCAUCUCGCCCUUAAAUGAAGAAUGUGUCUUAACUUUAAUAUUUCAACCACCCCUUUGCCAUCAUUUUCACCACUUUUAACCUUCCACGUCUUCUCUAAUCUACUAACUUGGACCGUCUUCUACACUCCCAUUUUUCCCCCCCAUUUCUGACUGCUCAAGCCAAAUUAGUUUAUAAUACUAUUGUUUUUUUUCCCCCAGAAUGUCAUUUUGGGGAGUUUAAACAACAAAAAAACAUGCAAAGUCCUCUUUCAGAACUACUGGCUUUUAUUUGUGGCAUAAUAAAGAUGCUCCACAAAG